UUUCUGGUUUCAUGUGAGCUAUUGUGGCUACGCUCAGUAUUAAAAUAACCUAAAAUAAUUAAUAAAACUGUUUAUAAGUUAUAAACAAUUAUGGCAGAAACAAUGAGACAAACCGUAGCAACAAUAUUGAAAAGUAUCGAGAGGUACAACCCUGCCAAUCUUCAAACUUUAGAAAGAUACGUGGAAAUGCAAUCAAGGGAAAACACCUAUGAUUUAGAAGCAAAUUUGGCAGUAUUGAAGCUGUACCAGUUUAAUCCUGAAAAGUUCAAUGCGGAUAUAACGUGCCAAAUCCUUCUGAAAGCGUUAACUAACUUCCCGCACACAGAUUUUACACUAUGUAAAUGUUUACUUUUGGAGUCAGUGGUUGAAAAUGAGACUAUUUCUCAAAUUAAGUAUCUAGCUGAUAUUCUGGAGCAGUGUGACUUCACACAAUUUUGGAAAAGAGUUCAUCAAAUGCCUGAACUUUGUAACAAAAUCAGCAGUUUCCAUGAUUCAAUCCGCAAGUUUGUAUGUCACGUAGUUGGCAUUACAUUCCAAACCAUUGAUAAGAAUAAUCUUGCUGAACUUCUUGGUGGAAUUGAUGAUGUGACUGUGAAACACUGGGUGAAGAAGUAUGGUUGGAGGGAUGAAGGAAAUUUGAUCUUUAUUGCCAAUCAAGAUGAAAACAUCAAGACUAAAAACAUUACAGAAAAAAUUGAAUUUGAUCAUCUGGCUCCUCUCAUGGCGCUUUUGUAAAAUAUAUUUUCAGCAAUAAAAGUUUUUAAAUAAGAAA
Molecule: messenger RNA, 772 nt
Organism: Aricia agestis (brown argus)
Lineage: Eukaryota; Metazoa; Arthropoda; Insecta; Lepidoptera; Lycaenidae
Gene: eIF3k
Product: eukaryotic translation initiation factor 3 subunit K
Exons: 3
Coding region: 91-735 (214 amino acids)
Biological process (GO): regulation of translational initiation
Cellular component (GO): eukaryotic translation initiation factor 3 complex; cytoplasm
Molecular function (GO): translation initiation factor activity; ribosome binding
Source: RefSeq, a predicted model, not a curated record